AUGAAUUGUCCAUCGAGAACAGAUGAGCCAUUGGAAGGCGAUGGAUAUAAUCAAAAUCCCAAUGCCUUGGCAAAUGAUCUCACCACUCGAGAAGAUCUGAACGGUCGAGCAAAUGGAAGAGCAUUGAGGAGAAGUUUGGAGGAUGAAGGCGUGGAAUCUAUCAAUGAUCUGGUCGAUGAUACCGGCGAUGGAAAGGUGACGGGAGGUGAGAAUGGUGCGGGAGGGGGGGCUGGGGGUGAAAGGGGCGGUGGAGGCGGUGGACGUGGUGGAGAUGGGAAGAGUGGUCACGUGGUUGGACCUACCGUUGAGGCUCUUGAUAUUAGAGAUCAAUCGGGAACGAAAAGGGGAUCCGAAAGAAGUUGUGUCAAUAUCUCUAAAGAACAACUGGUGAAAAUGAAGCAAGUUAUGGUCAAAUUUGCUAAAUUCGUGGGUCCGGGCUUCAUGGUAGCGGUGGCAUAUAUUGAUCCCGGAAAUUAUGCGACGGAUGUUGCUGCAGGUGCAACGUAUAGGUUUAAGCUGUUGUUUAUUGUUUUGAUGUCCAAUAUCUUUGCAAUCUUUUUGCAAAGUCUUUGUAUCAAAUUGGGUACUGUUAGUGGUUUGAAUUUGGCAGAGGCUUGUAGGGCUUUCUUGCCGAAAUGGUUGAAUAUUGGCCUUUAUAUCUUGGCUGAGGGUGCAAUUAUCGCUACAGAUAUUGCUGAGGUGAUUGGUACAGCUAUCGCUAUCAAUCUUUUAAUACCUCAAAUACCUUUGGUAGCUGGUUGUGCUUUGUCUAUCCUUGAUGUUCUUAUUCUUCUCGCAUUUUAUCCUGGAAAUGGUGAAAUGAAGAGAUUGAGAUAUUUUGAGAUGUUUGUUGUUGCUUUGGUAUUAGGUGUUGUUAUUUGCUUUUGCAUUCAAUUAUCACUCAUUCAGGAUACUUCCGUAGGUCAAGUUUUCAAGGGAUACUUACCUUCUCAAGCUAUCGUACAAUCUAAGGGACUCUAUCAAGCAUGUGGUAUUCUAGGAGCAACCGUCAUGCCUCAUAGUCUCUACCUUGGAAGUGGUAUCGUACAACCUAGACUUCUAGACUACGAUAAGAAGAACAAUUUUGUCAAAAAAGAUUUUGAUCUAGGUACCAAGGAACCAUAUUAUCCAUCCCUUCCAGCCAUCAAAUUCUGUCUCAAAUACUCCUACGCCGAAUUAGCAAUAUGUCUCUUCACAUUUGCACUCUUCGUCAAUUCUGCAAUUUUAAUUGUAGCUGGAGCAGCUUUGUAUAAUAACCCUGCUGCACCAGAUGCUGAUCUUUUCGGUAUUUACGAUUUACUUGUUUCGAGUAUUUCGAAAGGUGCUGGAACUAUUUUUGCUCUAGCUUUGUUAUUAUCAGGCAUGAGCGCUGGUAUUGUUUGUACUAUCGCUGGACAAAUGGUUUCAGAAGGCGCAUUAAACUGGACUAUUAGACCUUGGUUAAGACGCCUUUUAACCAGAAGUCUAAGUAUCACACCUAGUAUCAUCAUUGCUGGUGCUGUUGGUCGUGAAGGUUUAUCAGCUGCUUUAAAUGCAAGUCAAGUAGCUCUCAGCAUUGUUCUUCCAUUUGUUACAGCACCCCUGAUCUAUUUCACUUGUCGUAACAAAUUCAUGACAGUAAGAUGUCAAAACCGAAAUAGCUUUGCGGAAGAUGAUGAGAAUACGAGGGGAAAUGUAGAUGGACCGAUGGAAAUUGAAAGUGUUUAUGAGAAUGAUGGAACUGGUAUGAGUGGAGAGACGGGCGAGGGGACUAAAAUGAGAAAUCAUUGGAUUACGGCUGUUGUGGCUGCUGUUAUUUGGACGAUUAUGGCGGCGAUGAAUGUGGCUAAUUUGGUUUUACUUGGGAAGGGGGAAGUUUGA
Molecule: messenger RNA, 1860 nt
Organism: Sclerotinia sclerotiorum 1980 UF-70
Lineage: Eukaryota; Fungi; Ascomycota; Leotiomycetes; Helotiales; Sclerotiniaceae
Exons: 4
Coding region: 1-1860 (619 amino acids)
Biological process (GO): intracellular manganese ion homeostasis; iron ion transport
Cellular component (GO): membrane
Molecular function (GO): manganese ion transmembrane transporter activity; cadmium ion transmembrane transporter activity
Source: RefSeq, a predicted model, not a curated record